Molecule: messenger RNA, 2742 nt
Organism: Pseudovirgaria hyperparasitica
Lineage: Eukaryota; Fungi; Ascomycota; Dothideomycetes; Acrospermales; Acrospermaceae
Exons: 6
Coding region: 1-2742 (913 amino acids)
Biological process (GO): carbohydrate metabolic process
Molecular function (GO): carbohydrate binding; hydrolase activity, hydrolyzing O-glycosyl compounds
Source: RefSeq, a predicted model, not a curated record
AUGUUGAUGCAGGAUGGGGGCCGCGAAGCAAGGGUGCCGAAUGUCUUGGACCCGGCGUCUGUUGAUGCGCAGACUGUCUGUCCCGGAUACAGGCUCGCGGAUGCGGUUACUGAGAGCGAUACGGGAAUGAUUGUCUACUUGACCUUGGCGGGAGAGGCGUGCAAUGUCUACGGUACGGAUAUUGGGACGCUGAAGUUGGUCGUGGAGUAUCAGACUGCGCAUAGACUCAGGGUCAACAUCAGUCCUGCUUUUCUGGAUGCUUCGAAUACGACUCAAUACCUUCCACCGGAGGAUCUCCUUCCUCUUCCUGCUGGAGAUGGAGAUGCCGAGAUGGCUCGGUCUAAAAGCGAUAUGGAGUUCCAGUUUGCGUUUGGUAGUGGUGAUACCUUUGCGUUCAAGGUGAAGCGCAAGUCGACUGGUGACAUAUUGUUCGAUAUGACGGGCGCCAAGCUUGUUUUUGAGAACCAGUUCGUUGAGUUUGCGUCGAAGAUGCCGCGGAACUACAACCUGUAUGGGCUGGGAGAGCAUAUUCACAGUCUACAUUUGGGCAAUGAUUACGCUAUCACUAUGUUCAAUGGUGAUAUCGGGGAUCCAAUUGAUGCAAACCUUUACGGAACUCAUCCGUUCUACCUGGAUACGCGGUACUACAAAAAGGCCGGCGAGAGAGAAAUGACGCUAUUGGAAUCGGACGAACACGAUACCAGUGCAGAGUAUGUUUCUUACUCCCAUGGUGUAUACAUGCGGAACGCACAUGCUCAAGAGAUACUGCUGAAGGAGACGAACAUCACGUGGCGUACUAUCGGUGGAAGCGUAGAUCUCUAUUUUUUCGAUGGUCCAAAUCAGGCCGAUGUAACAAAACAGUAUCAAGAAGUCAUAGGGCUUCCGGCUAUGCAUCAGUACUGGACACUUGGAUAUCACCAGUCAAAGUGGGGCUACGGUAGUUGGGCAAAACUACAGGAAGUUGUGAAUAAGAUGAAGGAGAAUAAUAUUCCUCUGGAGACAAUCUGGAGUGACAUCGACUACAUGCAAGAUUACCGCGACUUUACCCUAGACAAAGAUAAUUUCGACGCUGAGGGCGGUCAGGCGUUUCUUAAUGGAUUACAUCGCGGCGGCCAGCACUAUAUCCCGAUCAUCGACGCUGGUAUCUAUCAUCCAGAUCCGAAGAAUGCGUCAGACAUAUAUGGGACCUUUGACAGAGGCAAGGAGCUGGAUGUAUUCAUUAAGAACCCAGACGGCAGUGAUUUUGUAGGAAAAGUCUGGCCUGGGUAUACACUGUUUACGGACUUCAUGGCAACCAACGCACAAGAGUUUUGGACGAACGAGUUGGACUUGCUUCAUCAGGAGAUACCUUACGAUGGGAUAUGGAUUGAUAUGAAUGAGGCAGCGAGCGCUUGUAACAAUAGCUGCGGUACCGGCAUCGUCACGCCUGCGGCAGGUGCCCGGCAUGUAGAACGGCAUGAAGGCCAUGAGGAGAUUUCGAAGUCCAACGAUCGCAAUCUCGAACUUCCCCCUUAUGUCAUUAACAGUGCUGCUGGCGAAAUCACCGACAGCACCAUCUCACCAAACGCCACUCACGCCUCUGGCCAUCUAGAAUACGACAUUCACAAUCUCUACGGCCACUCCAUCUUACGGGCGACCUAUAAUGCUCUUAUGGAUAUCUUCCCUGGUAAACGGCCCUUCAUUAUAGGCCGCUCCACGUUUGCGGGUAGCGGAGCAUACGCAGGACAUUGGGGUGGUGACAACUGGGCUGAAUGGUACUAUCUGUACGCAAGUAUUCCGCAGGCACUCACCUUUAGUCUCUUUGGCAUUCCGAUGUUUGGUGUCGACAUUUGCGGCUUCGGUUACAAUACGACGGAAGAACUGUGUGCCAGAUGGAUGGAGCUCGGCGCGUUCAUGCCCUUUUUCAGGAACCACAAUACUAAGAAAGCGUUUGGUCAAGAGCCGUAUCUAUGGCCCUCUGUCGCAUCUGCCUCCCGCGCCGCCCUACAUACUCGUUAUACCCUCCUCCCCUACCUCUACACCCUCAUGCACUCCGCUUCGAGCACCGGCAGCAUUGUCCUCCGUGCUCUAUGCUGGGAAUUUCCCACCGACCCCUCCCUCGCAUCUGCAGAUCGCCAGUUCCUCCUCGGUCCAUCUCUACUCGUCACCCCCGUGCUCACAGAAGGCGCCAUCACCGUCAAUGGUGUAUUUCCCGGCAUCAGCGACGGCGUCCUGUGGUACGACUGGUACACAGGCGCAAGAAUGGACGCACAACCAGGCGAGAACAAGACCCUCGACGCCCCACUCGAGCACAUCCCCAUCCACGUUCGCGGCGGAAGCGUGCUGCCUCUCCAAGAGCCCGGCUACACAACCGCCGAGUCCCGCAAGAAUCCCUUCUCACUCCUGAUCGCACUCGACAAAACAGGCCACGCCGAAGGCUCGCUGUACCUCGACGACGGAGAAUCCAUCCUGCCCACUCCUAGCCUUGAGGUCGGGUUUAACGUCGGUAAUAUGGCGUUGUAUGUCCGUGCCGAGGGCGACUUUGCCGGGGACGCAAAUCCGAUUUCUAAUAUUACGAUCUAUGGCGUGGAGGAGUGGCAGGGCCGCGCGGUUAUCAUCGCAGGGGAUAAGGAGGGUGAUAUGGUUAGUGUUGCGGAGAAGACGUCAUUUGAGAGGGAGAUGGGGGUGCUGAGGGUUGGUGGGCUGGAGGGGUAUUCGCAGGAUGGCGCGUGGAGCGAGAGUUGGGUUUUUAUGUGGAAGUAA